AUGAAGUUCCUCGCCAUGAUGAUUGCCCUCGCGGCAAGCACUGCCUCUGUUAUGGCUGCACCUCUCUCUACGGAAGAUGCACCUCUCUCUACUGAAGAGAACAAAGUGGAGGCUCGAAGCUGUCCUAACGGCUGGAGCCAAUGUGGAGUGUGCAAUGGGACCUCAUGCAAAAUCGCCGGCCUUAAUUGUGCACUGUACAGAGUGGAGGCGGAGAUGGAAAACCAUGUGGAGGGGGUCUCUUCGAAACAAUCUAUUGCCCUGGCAAGUAAUAUAAAGGGGGGGAUGGCCUCCGCGCAUCAGAUUUCUUUUGUAUUUCUUAUAUUCGCUCGUUAG
This is a messenger RNA of Paecilomyces variotii, 333 nucleotides long. RefSeq lists its product as hypothetical. Lineage: Eukaryota; Fungi; Ascomycota; Eurotiomycetes; Eurotiales; Thermoascaceae. The record is from RefSeq and is a predicted model, not a curated record. The coding region runs from base 1 to 333 and encodes 110 amino acids. The transcript is spliced from 3 exons.